CCUUUGGGGACUCACGAACUUCGACCUCGAUCUCCUAGCUAGUAUCUGCUGACGAAAUCUCCAGUUUUGAUUCAGUAAACCCCCCGUGUUGCCCCGUUCGUUAUCGUUUAACCCUGCUCGAUCUCCAUCGGUUAUAAAUUCUCCUGCAUCGACCCAGCUACUGCUACAUAGCACGAAUACACUCGCUCAAUAGCCAACAGCACAAACGAGCAUCUCCUUUCUCCGAGCUAGUGAGGUGACUGAGGUCUGGUCUGUCUGAUUGUUGAUUACUCGGUGAUCGAGUGAACGAAGUACGUAGGUCGUAGAUCGUACGUGUCUUCCAUGGCGCCGGUGUAUGCUGGGGAGCUCGCCGGCACCAGCGGCUCCGGCUCCGGCCUGACGCUGAACCCGGUGGCGCGGCGGGCGCUCAGCCGCGGCGCGUCGACGUCGACGCUGGGCACGCCCAAGUCGCCUCCGCCGGCCUACGGGAGCAUCGUCACCGUGCUGAGCAUCGACGGCGGUGGCGUGCGCGGGAUCAUCCCGGGCACCAUCCUCGGCUUCCUCGAGGAAAAGCUGCAGGAGCUCGACGGGCCGGACGCGAGGCUGGCGGACUACUUCGACGUGAUCGCCGGGACCAGCACCGGCGGGCUGGUGACGGCCAUGCUCACGGCGCCGAACAAGGACGGCCGUCCGCUCUUUGCUGCCAAGGACAUCAACGACUUCUACCUCGAGCACUGCCCCAAGAUCUUCCCAUCCGGCAGCGGCGGUCCUCUGGGGUUGUUCAAGAGCAUGGCAGGGCCCAAGUACGACGGCAAGUACCUCCACUCCAUCGUCCGGGAGCUCCUCGGCGAGACGAGGGUCAGCCAGGCGCUCCAGAACAUCGUCAUCCCCACCUUCGACAUCAAACUCCUCCAGCCCACUGUCUUCUCCAGAUACGAUGCCAUGAGCGAUGUCUCCAAGGACGCUCUGCUCUCCGACGUCUGCAUCAGCACGUCCGCCGCGCCGACCUACCUUCCAGGCCACCAGUUCCAGACGACAGACAAGGACGGCAAGCCCCGGGCCUUCAACCUCAUCGACGGUGGCGUCGCCGCAAACAAUCCGACGCUGCUGGCGAUGACGCACGUGAGCAAGCAGAUCCUGCUGGGAAACCAGGACUUCUUCCCGAUCAAGCCAGCGGACUACGGCAAGUUCUUGGUGCUGUCGCUGGGCACGGGCUCCGCCAAGGUGGAGGAGAAGUUCGACGCCGUGGAGAGCAGCAGGUGGGGAAUCCUGGGGUGGCUCUACAACAAGGGAGCCACGCCGAUCAUCGACAGCUUCAGCCAGGCCAGCUCCGACCUCGUCGACAUCCACGCCUCCGUGCUCUUCCAGGCGCUGCACUGCAGCAGCAAGAGCUACCUCCGGAUCCAGGACGACGAGCUCAAGGGCGAGACGGCGUCCGUCGACGUGUCCACCAGGGAGAACCUGAACCGCCUCGUCGGCGUCGGCAAGGCGCUGCUGAAGAAGCCGGCGUGCAAGGUGAACAUUGAGACUGGCAGGAACGAGCCGGAUGGACAUAGGGGCACCAAUGAGGAGGAGCUCGUCCAUUUCGCUCAGAUGCUGGUAGAUGAGCGACGUGCGAGGCUUCAGAAGAAGGGCAACAGCACAGUACUGGUGUAAAAUGGAUGGGCUAGGAUACUCUUUUUGUGUCAAAUAUUUGUGUAGGAUAUAGAUUAUUACAUGAUAGCAUGCAUAUUGCAUAUGUGAGCAUGCAUGGUCCCUAUAUAUAUAAUUCAUUCCUUAUUCA
This is a messenger RNA of Sorghum bicolor (sorghum), 1762 nucleotides long. RefSeq names its product patatin-like protein 2. Gene Ontology annotation, molecular function: monoacylglycerol lipase activity; glycerophospholipase activity. The record is from RefSeq and is a predicted model, not a curated record. Lineage: Eukaryota; Viridiplantae; Streptophyta; Magnoliopsida; Poales; Poaceae. The transcript is spliced from 5 exons. The coding region runs from base 322 to 1635 and encodes 437 amino acids. Gene Ontology annotation, biological process: lipid metabolic process.